Messenger RNA from Acinonyx jubatus (cheetah), 15074 nucleotides. RefSeq names its product NIMA related kinase 10 (gene NEK10). The coding region runs from base 5543 to 9064 and encodes 1173 amino acids. Gene Ontology annotation, molecular function: ATP binding; protein serine/threonine kinase activity. Gene Ontology annotation, biological process: protein phosphorylation. Lineage: Eukaryota; Metazoa; Chordata; Mammalia; Carnivora; Felidae. The record is from RefSeq and is a predicted model, not a curated record. The transcript is spliced from 38 exons.
UUUUCUUUUUUUUUUAAGACCCGAUAUCAGUAGUUUUCUACUGCCUAAACUACAUAUUUGUGAUUUCACACACACACUGAGAUGUGGAUAGGUUGUUUUUGCAGUGCCCAGUUAUGUCAUAUGCACAGUCAGAGCAUGAUAGAUAAUAAAAUGCACUUAAAAUAGGGUGUUACUGGAUGAAAUUUAAUUCUAUUUCAUGGCUUAAAAGUACUUAUAGUUUCUUGCAGUGCUGCCUAGCGUUAGGAACAUGGAUGUGUUAACUCAGUGUUCUCUUUACCCCGAAAAGGUCCAGGGGGUUGGGCUGAAUCCAUAUUGACUUAUUACCACCAUGACUCAUUUAUUAUCGUGACGUAUUACCAUGAUGGCUGACUUAGGGGGUAAGACAUUUUUGACCAUGUCUUAUUCAGCGCAGUAGCUUCAGGGCUUGGCAUAGAUGAGGGGAUCAAUAAUCACCUUUUGAAGGAAUGAGUGAAUAUCAUUGUCCCCUUUCUCACACAGAAACAGAGAAUAGAAUGUAAUCUUGCUGUGUUUGGGGUCAGUAAGAAAAGAGAAGUUUGGUGUGCUACUUACGUUACUUUCAUUGACUGGUUAAUGAAAAUGUUCCCUUCAUAUCAUCUGGACCUUUUUUGCCUUUUCAAUACCACCACUUAACAUAUGGGCCUCAGAUUUCGUUUAACACAGGUGCACGAUAAGCUAUGUCUUGAGCAGGUUUGGGUAAGCAGCCACACGAGGCGUGAACAGACAUACCACAGGCAUCAUCAGGCAGUGGCAGUGGAGGGCGUCCAUAAAAGCUAUAUUCCUAUCUGCAGAUGUUUCCCUUUAGCAAGAAUGGUGUGAGUUUGAAUGGGACUAAAGCUUGGAAAAAGAAAAUGAUAACGGUACCUGUGGCCACAUAUUCUAGUUGAUUUUGGGAGCAUCACCAACUUGGGCUAAGUUGGAUUUAGCACAGUCCAACUUAGGUCAGUAUUGGCCAGAGGAAAAUGAAGGCAGAGUCUUAAAAAAGAGACUAACACACAGCAGAUGGUCAAUAAAUAUUUGUGGGAAUGAGUGGGAGAUGGCUAGAAUACAAUUGGAAUUUUCUUAUUCUUUGUACCUCCAAGUGCUUGUUUAAAUAGAAAACAGAAAAUUGUUUAAAGUAUAAACUCUCUGCACAAGGAAGGUGUCAAGUCUACUGACUCAGGAGCAAGGCCAUGAUAAUACCUGCCCUUGGCUGGCGACAUAUUCCUGCCAAAGGAGGUUCUGUAGCAACUGUGUCUUUGUUUUCCUCCAUAUGAUAAUAUUAAAAUACACCGCCUACCUAUUUCACAUGAGUGAGCAAGGAGGAAUGAAUAGAUGUUUGCAAGCACCCCAGGGUCCAGGAGGUGAAGUUAUGCAAGCAUCAGUUGUUAUUAGAUCACCCUUUGCCCUCGGCUCAGGGCCAAUGUCAACAAAUCGUCCCCUUCCCAUCUACCCGGAGCUUGCCAUUAGGAUUUAGGCCCUGAAGGUAAACUGGGCUGUGUUCUACUUUUAAAGGUGCUCUGUGGCCUUGGACACCUUUUUCCUCUCUGGGCCUCAGUUUCCUCAUGUAUUAAACAAGGUGCACUGAAUCACGAUCUUCAACUGAUGACCGGUCUGUUUUAUUUGUCCUGUGCAGGAGUUUUGUUUUGCUUCAUUUUUAAUGUGAAUUUGAAUCCCUUUAAGGGAGGGUGUAUGCUUUCUCAGUUCUGACUGAGGCCCUAUGUAUGAUCUCCUCUAUACCUGUCAUUCACUUACAUUCUGUUCCAGGGCCUGGAAGGUGUCAGAAACCCCCACAGUAGAUGUUCUUUAAGGUUUUUCAUAUGACUGUUUCUGUUCUGCUAACUCCACACGUGUUUCCCAUUGAAGAACAAUAACAAUGUGAUAUAAGGGAUAAAAUCAAGUCUACGGUUUAGAGAAGCAGACUCUUUUUCAGCUGUAACAGGUAUAAGCAAGUCAUGUUUCUUAGAGGAGUUCCUUGACUUUUUGAUCACUUUACUUUCAAAAAGAGAGAGAGAGAGAGAGAGAGAGUGUGUGUGUGUGUGUGUGUGUUUUGUUUUCCAGUCAUUUGACCAAUUUAACAUGACACUUUCUGUGCAGAAUAGUUUUUUAAAACACAACCAAUUUGGAAAGACCAAGCAGUAUAGCUCUGUGAGAUUAAGGGCUAUUAUUCUUUGUAAAAAGAAAACACUUUCUCUAUUCUCACAGCACUUUUAAUGAGCUAAACUGCUCAAGUGGCCGAUGCAGUUUGUUUAUUUUGAAAUAAUUUUAGAUUUACAUAAAAGCUGCAAAAAUAGUACAGUGAGUUCCCUUACACCCCUCCCUCAGCCUCCCUCAGUGUUAGCCUCUUGCAUCACCGUGGCAUGAUCAAGAUUAAGAAAGUAACACCCAACGAAUUCAUUUUAACACAGUUUUAUUAUUUCUGGUUAAAAUUCUUUACAUAAAUUGUAUCUUAUUUUAACCACUUUGUUUUCAAAGAGCCACUAUUAAAGGAAUAUUGAGAAAAAAAAAUGCCACAGUAAAGGACUUAGAGAAAUGAUGUCUCGUUUUCACUGCCACUAGUUACGGGGCAGAAAGUUUUCUCAGUUUCUUUAAUGUCUACUUGAGCACAGACAGAACUGCAACUUGUAAUCUGAUACAGAGGUUAACUGUCAUUCAUCAAAGGAAGUAAGGACUCCCUUGUGUUGGUACAAGGAAGUUAUAAGUUCCUUUUGUGGUAAGCAUUAUAACAAUUUAUUUUAGUGUUUUUUCAAAAUAAUAAACCUAAUGUAGCCCAAGUGGUAAUUAACUGGAGUCAUGUUAAACUCUCUUACUGUUAUUACUUUCCAAGUGCUGUUUUUAUUUUAACCAUUAGUAAAUGUAGUAAAUAAAGUGUGGUAUUUCCAAAGAUGCAGCCUAAGUGAUUAAUAAGGAAAAAGGUAUUAGUGGGAUUUGGAGCUAUUUUCCAUAAUGAAUCAAAUGACUUUUCUGUUUUAUCUUUAGUAAAGAUGAGGCCAUUUAAGGAUCUUAAGUUAAGAUCAACUGUGGAAUAAAAAAGAAUUUCCGGGUAGAGAAUCUGAAAACCAUAUCACAAAUACCCACCACAUUAUUUAGUCAGUGGGUUUAUAUUGUACAGUUUAGAUUAAUUACAGUCAGUCAGGUGAUUUUACCGUAGCCCAGAUUUCUUUCUCUGUUAUAUGUGUUUACCCUGCAAUUACCAAGAGAUCACGAGCAAAUGAGGUGUGUUUCUCUGGGGACUUCUUUUAGCAUUAACCCACAUUUCAAACGACAAUAGAAGAUAGGAAUUACUUUUGAGAGUCUCUUUGAAAUGGAUUAAAAAAUUCAACAGUGAGUCAGUACUGUGAUUAUGUCUGUACUUGACUAGGACUGUAAACAUCAAACUCAUUUGGCGAUCCUGUGAGGCAUGGAGAGAUCAUUUCUCCUCCCUCUGAGAUAGUAUUUGGGUCCCAUGACUGAAAUGGGCAAAAGGAAAAAUACUGAAAGUUUCUGUUCUGAAAGUAAUAUGCACUAGGAUUUUAUGUAUAAUCUUUCACUUCUGUGCCCCCUCCCUUUUUUUUUUAAGAAAAAAAAAUACUAAAUUUCAGUUUUCCCACUCAGAAUCAAAGGAAAAUCCACCUGAACACAAGUGUUUAUGUAGCAAGUCUUGUAAUCUCUUUGGCCUCGUCUCCUCUGUAAAAUAAAUGUCAGAAAAUGCGUGGGUUUCAAUUUUUUUUUUUUUUUUUUUUUUAAGCAGUGGAACCCUUUUCUCAAAUGAAACUGUACACAGAGCCCCAGAGAGGUGGGACCGCUCUGGUUUUAAGUGGGGAGCCCACGUUCAGUCUUCUUGGCCUUGUUUCUCCUUUCCCUGGGCUCACUCUCACCCUCUCCUGGCUGUCCUGGAAUCCACAGCUACUCAGGUCCUCUCCGGCUCUACCCUUGGGGCAGUGGUUCUCAGACAGUCAUCUAUCUAGGAUUGCUGUGAAAUCAAGAUUGCUCUUUGGAAGGAGAGACUUCAGAUUUCUAGGCUAUUCAGGUGGUCUUCAGACUGGUAUGUUACUGGUCCACGAGGAGACAAGUACAAAAUUGAGAGUGUUUAGAAAUGUUUACAGCAAUUCAACAUUGCUGCGAUAUUUAAGCACAUGAUCAGCGGGCUUACUUUGCUGAACAGGAUAUGGACCAACAGUAUUGGUCCACGAUAGAUUUACGAAUUUGAAAAAACCUACUAAGUUGUUUAAAAAGCACUGUUCAUGAAUAUUAUCUUAUAUAAAACUCCAGUGUUCCUCCUGAAGACUAAAUAAUUGAGAUAAUUCCUCAGUGUGUUCAAGAUUUUUAUAACAUUACAAAUAUUCAUCAGUUGAUUUGAUUUAUGAGGAAGAUUUAUGAAAGAUUUUUGAAUUAAACGAGUAAUGACACAGGUUUGUUUUUGAAAUAGUUCUAUUAUCCAUUGAUCCAUUAAAUUUUUUUAUACAGUAAAUAUUUGUUGUUUGCCUUCCUUGUGUGUGGUGAAUAAGGGAGGUUCAGGGGCACCUGGGUGGUUCAGUCGGUUAAGUGUCCGACUUCAGCUCAGGUCAUGAUCUCACGGUUCAUGGGUUUGAGCCCCACGUCAGGCUCUGUGCUGACAGCGCAGAGCCUGGAGCCUGCUUCAGAUUCUGUGUUGCCCUCUCUCUCUGCCCUUCCCCCUCUUGUGCUCUCUCUCUUUCUCUCUCUCUCAAAAAUGGAUAAACAUGAAAAAAAAUAAAUAAGGGAGGUCCAAUUCCUGCUUUAUGGGGGAAUCAGGCAACUGCAAUAUUUUGUGCAUGUGGGGAGUCCAAGCUGCCCUAGGACACUGAGGAGGAGUGCCAGGCUUGGGAGGUUCAAGGAGGUUAUUAUCCUACGAUCCUAAAAUAAUUGUUAAAAAGCAAAUAAUUCAUGCACUUUGCGAAAGAUACCUUAGCCACUCCUUACAGAUUAUGACCCAAAUGUUUUCUGAGCUUUUGUACUGUGCUUGUAUCACGCCAUUUGCUAUUUGGCGUGUGGGGAUGUACUUGGGGAUAAGACAGACACGAUCUCCGCUCACAUGGGGCUUAUGGUCUGGUGCAAAGGAUACGGGAAAUGGACCAGAAGAUUUCCAACACUGACGAGCUGCAGAAGGAGAGGAAACAGAGUGGAUGCGGUAAGGAUGAGUCUCUGGGGGUGAAUAUGUUGUACAGGUUUGUCAGAGGAGCCCGUACCACCGAGGGGACAUCUGAGCAGAGACCCGAAUGACACAAAGAAGCCAGCCUGAGAAUGAGAGAGGAACAGCAAGUGGCAAGUGCCGAGGCUUUCAGGCAGGAGUGAGAUUGCCACCUUCAUGAGCCAGGGAGAAGGCCCGCAGGGCUGAAGUGCAGUGAGCAAGAGGGAGAGAGGGUGGAAGGAUCGGAGAAGUGAAAGUCACGGACAAGGUCGAGCAGAAGAGGGAAACAUGAGGCUGUGCUGAGUGUGCAUCCACAGCGAGAUUCUCGUACCAUCGCCGCCCACAGCCCUUCCGUUGUGGUUGGUGAUCACAGGGACGAGGAAUGCCAUGUUAAUUCUGGGGCAUUGAUGUUUUACAAUGCCUGAUCAAGACAAAAAGGCGAAGACCACAGAAAAAUCAACUGAUAAAAAACAACAAGGAGUCACCACCAGGGACUAUUCAGAUCUUAAAAGACUUCGUUGCCUUUUGAACGUUCAAUCAAGCAAACAACAGCUUCCAGCCAUUAACUUCGAUAGUGCCCAAAAUAGCAUGACGAAGUCUGAGCCUGCCAUCAAGGUGGGUGGACACAGAACCCGAGGUCAGUGGCAUGAGUCCACAGAAGCUGUUGAACUUGAAAAUUUUAGUAUAAACUACAAGAAUGAGAGAAACUUCAGUAAACAUCCGCAGCAUAAACUAUUUCAGGAGAUCUUUACAGCCUUGGUGAAAAAUAGACUCAUAUGCAGAGAGUGGGUUAAUCGAGCCCCAUCUAUUCACUUUCUGAGAGUAUUAAUCUGUCUGAGACUACUAAUGAGGGAUCCAUGUUAUCAGGAGAUACUCCAUAGCUUGGGCGGGAUUGAAAACCUAGCGCAGUACAUGGAGAUCGUGGCCAAUGAGUACCUCAGCUAUGGGGAAGACCAGCACAGUGUGGACAAGCUGGUCAACAUGACAUAUAUUUUUCAAAAACUUGCUGCUGUCAAAGACCAAAGAGAAUGGGUCACCACAAGUGGAGCCCACAAGACAUUAGUAAAUUUACUUGGUGCCCGAGAUACUAAUGUUUUACUGGGUGCCCUUCUGGCUCUGGCUAGUUUAGCUGAAAGUCCAGAAUGUAGGGAGAAGAUAAGUGAACUCAACAUUGUAGAAAAUCUGCUGAUGAUUUUACAUGAAUAUGACUUGCUUUCCAAAAGAUUAACCGCAGAAUUACUGCGCCUACUUUGUGCUGAACCCCAGGUAAAGGAACAGGUGAAGCUCUAUGAGGGGGUACCCGUCCUCCUCAGCCUGCUCCACUCGGACCACCUGAAGCUGCUCUGGAGUGUUGUCUGGAUUCUGGUUCAGGUUUGUGAGGACCCUGAGACCAGUGUGGAAAUUCGCAUUUGGGGAGGCAUCAAGCAGCUUCUUCAUAUUUUACGAGGAGACAGAAAUUUUGUUUCUGAUCGUUCUUCCAUCGGCAGCCUGUCGAGUGCAAAUGCAGCAGGCAGGAUCCAGCAGCUUUAUUUGUCAGAAGACCUAAGCCCUCGGGAAAUACAAGAAAAUACUUUUUCUCUUCAAGCAGCCUGCUGUGCUGCCCUCACCGAGCUGGUGCUGAACGACACCAACGCCCAUCAGGUGGUCCAGGAAAAUGGUAUAUAUACAAUAGCAAAGUUAAUUUUACCAAACAAACAAAAGAAUGCAGCAAAAACUAAUCUGUUACAGUGUUACGCGUUCAGAGCAUUGAGGUUUCUAUUCAGUAUGGAAAGAAACAGACCACUCUUUAAAAGGCUUUUUCCCACCGACCUGUUUGAGAUCUUCAUCGAUAUAGGACAUUAUGUUCGUGAUAUCAGCGCUUAUGAAGAAUUGGUAUCCAAGUUGAAUUUGUUAGCGGAUGAUGAACUGAAGCAAAUUGCUGAAAAUAUUGAAAGCAUUAAUCAGAAUAAAGCUCCUUUGAAAUACAUAGGCAACUAUGCAGUUCUGGAUCAUCUUGGAAGUGGGGCUUUCGGCUGUGUUUACAAGGUUAGAAAGCGUAGUGGUCAAAAUCUUUUGGCAAUGAAAGAGGUCAAUUUACAUAACCCAGCAUUUGGAAAGGAUAAAAAAGAUCGAGACAGCAGUGUAAAGAAUAUUGUUUCUGAAUUAACCAUAAUUAAAGAGCAGCUCUAUCAUCCCAAUGUUGUACGCUAUUACAAAACAUUUCUGGAAAAUGAUAGGUUGUAUAUAGUUAUGGAGCUGAUAGAAGGGGCCCCUCUUGGAGAGCAUUUCAGUUCUUUGAAGGAAAAACAGCAUCAUUUUAUUGAAGAAAGACUAUGGAAAAUAUUUAUACAGCUGUGCUUAGCUCUUCGGUACUUACACAAGGAAAAGAGGAUUGUCCACAGAGAUCUAACGCCAAACAACAUUAUGUUGGGGGAUAAGGACAAAGUAACAGUGACUGACUUUGGGCUGGCAAAGCAAAAACAAGAAAACAGUAAACUAACAUCUGUUGUUGGAACAAUCCUGUAUUCCUGCCCUGAGGUACUGAAGAGCGAGCCGUAUGGGGAGAAGGCUGAUGUCUGGGCGGCAGGCUGCAUCCUUUAUCAGAUGGCAACUCUGAAUCCUCCCUUCUACAGCACCAACAUGCUCUCCCUGGCUACAAAAAUAGUGCAGGCGGUAUAUGAACCAGUGCCAGAAGGCACCUACUCUGAGAAAGUGACAGAUACCAUCAGCAGGUGCCUCACUCCUGAUGCAGAAGCCCGCCCAGAUAUUGUAGAAGUCAGCUCGAUGAUAUCAGAUGUCAUGAUGAAGUAUUUAGACAACUUAUCUACAUCCCAGCUGGCUUUGGAGAAGAAGCUGGAACGGGAGCGGAAGCGCACGCAGAGGUACUUUAUGGAAGCCAAUCGGAAUGCUGUCACAUGUCACCAGGAGCUGGCUCUGUUAUCUCAUGACACCUUUGAGAAGGCAAGCUUGAGUAGCAGUAGCAGUGGAGGCACCAGCCUGAAGAGCGAACUUUCAGAAAGCGCAGACCUGCCCCCCGAGGGUUUCCAGGCCCCCUGCAGUAAGGAUGAAGACAGGGCCUGUGAUGAAAUCCUGUCCGAGGAGACCUUCAACUUGGAAAAUAUUGACAAAGACAUGUACUCAGAGCUAGAUGAGGAAUUGGACAUUUCGGACAACUCCAGCAGCUCCAGUUCGAGCCCUGUGAAAGAAUCUACAUUCAGCAUUUUAAAGAGAAGUUUUAGUGCCUCGGGAGGAGAAAGACAAUCCCAAACAAGGGACUUCACUGGUGGAAUAGGAUCCAGACCAAGACCAGCUUUGCUGCCUCUUGACCUGCUUCUGAAAGUACCACCCCUCAUGCUCAGGGCCCACGUUAAGGAGCUAGAGGCCGAGUUAGUGACGGGGUGGCAGUCCCAUAGCCUUCCCGCUGUGAUUCUUCGCAAUCUCAGAGAUCAUGGGCCACAGAUGAGCACAUUCUUGUGGCAAGCAUCUGCAGGGAUUGCUGUGUCCCAGAGGAAAGUACGACAGAUCAGUGAUCCUAUUCAGCAGAUCUUAAUUCAGCUGCACAAAAUCAUCUACAUCACACAGCUUCCUCCAGCUUUGCACCACAAUUUGAAAAGAAGGGUUAUAGAGAGAUUCAAGAAAUCCCUCUUCAGCCAGCAGAGUAACCCUUGCAAUUUGAAAUCGGAAAUUAAAAAGUUAUCUCAGGGAUCUCCAGAACCAAUCGAGCCCAACUUUUUCACAGUGGAUUACCAUUUAUUACAUCAUUCAUCAAGUGGAAACAGCCUGUCCCCAGAUGACCCAACAGGUCUGUGCACCAGCUUUGAUUUGGAGGAGGGAAUAACGUAUGAACAGAUGCAGACUGUGAUUGAAGAAGUCCUAGAAGAAAGUGGCUAUUACAACUUUAAAUCUAACAGAUAUCACUCCUAUCCAUGGGGGACCAAGAAUCACCCAACCAAAAGAUGAAAACCCUGCAUUUUGAACAGACUUGGUUUUUCCUAGUGAAGCUCAGGUUCUGGACUUCAGCUCAACCAGAUGCCCAGGGAUUGGGAGCUGCUGGAAGGGUGUGGAAAAGAAAAGACCGAGCUGCCAUGGCACCUGCAAGGCCUCUUUCUGGAGGUCCUGUGCUAGGUUACGUGGCCGCAGCAGUGUGGGAAGGCUCUGCUCCUCACAUCCAGCAGGCACGAGAGGACAGGGCUCUCGGCGUGCUGCUGGGAGAAAAUGCUGCAAAAUUCAUCUGUGGGAAGAAAACUCGCUCCUCACAGAACUUUUCCUCCACAUUGAAAAACAAGAGAAAACAAAACAAACACACAAAAAGUCAUAUUUUUCAACGGAAUAUUUUAUAUUUAGAGUUGCCGAAACUACGUUUAAAGGCAUCUAGCCUUCCAUGUAUAAAAAUAGUUUUAGAGAGAGAAAAUCACAGGCCCCAGAGUAAUAAUAUAUUGGGUGAUUCACUGUAUUCCCCCAUUUUUUUUUUUAUUUUAAAAGAAAUUCAAAAUAGGUGAUUGAAUUUUAUUGUUUUUGUUGUUGUUGUUUUAAGGAAAGGAUUGGUUCUCUCUUAACCACUUGGGUGCUAGUGGUCUGAAGACGGUAGACAGUAUUUGUAACCUUGCACAGCCUCUGGGAAUAACUGUCAAAUUGUCGGAUGUAAGCUACACUAAUAGAAUAUAUUGCUGUACAAUGUCUAUAUACAUAUAGAAGGGGGGAGGGAGGAGAGGUUUUGAUUAGGCUAAUGCUUUGCUGCUAAUCAAACUUAUAGUGUUUUUAGAGCACUUUGAAGACUUCAUGGAAUCUAUGAAAGAGAUGCAAUAUUCCUUAUUCUAAUUCCCUUCUUACUAAAAUUAGCCCCAUUGUUUUACAGUUUUUAUUAUUUGAGAAUUUGAAAUGAAAAUAAGCUAUAUAAUGAAAUAUAAGUCCCUUCUUUAUUCACCGAGACAUCCCUAAAAACAUAAGAAAUCAGAACGCCAAAUAGUGUUUCGUUCCUUUGUAGGAAGACUUUACAAUGAAAAUUCUCUAGAUUCUUAUUGGGCUAAAAUCUCUUCAACUGGCUUCUGUUCACUGGUGGAUCACCAAGACGUGCCCUUAUUGCCAAGUCAGACUGCACUUCUAACUGCUUAAAGGGCAUUCUAAUUCUAUGUAAUUAGUCAUCUGAAAGCUGGAAUUCUGCUUUUUAUUUACUUCUCACUGAGUUCUGGUAUCUUUAUUUACACUGAUAUAUUUUUAGCAUCAUUGAACAGGAUUUAGUUCAAUAUAUUUUACAGUGACUGAAACCUAAGAACCUUUUGUAUAGUAUGGAAAAUCUCGUAAUAUGAAUCCAUACUAUUUUUACAAUUUGUACAUCCAAAACUUAAAAGAUAUCCAAAUGUCCUUUAACUAAUGCCUUUGAAAUUGCCAACGAAUCUUUGUCUUUAAGCCAAAUUAAUGAUUACAAAUACACUGUAAUUUUAAAUAACAGAUGCAAUUACAGUAAUGAAAAAUGUCAGUUUCCGCCUUCAAACCAAUUCCAUCCGUAUGUGAAAUUUAUGUGUAAAAUUAAAAUGCUAUGAUUUUGUUGACUUACCCAGGUAAAAUUUUAUUUCCAUCCCAACUGAAUUUGAACUUGCACUAUUAUUUUUUAUAUCUGUUCCUGUAUGGAAUGGGCACCUUUCCUCACUAUGUAGGAGGCACAGGCCUACAGGGGCAUAAAUUGUAAUUGUGAUAGAAGCCAACACCUGGAAAGAAACCAAGCUGUGGGUGAAAGUUUGAACAAUAAAGUUCUUUCUCAAAUGAUAAUAUAUGCUCAACAACAUUUAGAAGAGAAGAGUAGUCAGAGGUCACACCUUAGUAAAAAAAAUAAAAAAGAAAAAAAAAGAAAUGAUUUAUUUAAAGGUGUUUUCAAAUGCAUACAGUUGCCCUUAUUGACCAGAAAGGGAGCAAAAUGUUUCCAUCUAUUUCUUUUAGACCAUAGAAGUGGCAUUUAUUAUUCUAGAAGCCAGUACGGAUUAACAAAGAUAAACACACGGAUGUCCUGUUCAACAGCAGCUUUAGGCCUGUCACCUCUAUGCUGACUGAUGCAUUCUUUUGCCAAAGUCAUGAAUGUGUUUUAUUUGAUUCCCUUCUUAAACUACCAGUCACUGGAUCCACAUUCUCCCGGUGCAAGGGCAGGCCUCCGAGAGAAAGUUAGGCACUGGGAAGGGAUCCCUUUUGGGUAUGGAGUCUCAUCCCAACAGUGAUGUUACCUUUUCAAAAGCCCUCACUUUCUAACUCUCCAACCAGGAGUCCCCUGUCGUCACAAAAGAACAAGAAUGAUCAUUUUGUUUUCACUCUGAACUGCGUUGUAGUGCAAAGAAGUUGUUGAGUGUAAUCGGCCUCAUAGUUCUUUCUUGAUUACAUUUAAUUUUUUUCUUUUUCUCUUGUAUAUAAUUGUUAAUUAUUUGUUGUGCAAUGAAAUCCCCAUCUAACUCUCUGUCACUGAAUAUUUGUAUAGGACAGAAUCUGAAUCAGUCUUUUCAGAUCACUUUGGAUACACACAUGCCUCAGUUAAUUGUGUUUUGAUCUACCAACUCUGGACGUGUGCACUUGAAACCUGAAUUUGCUUUUUAAAAGCAGAAUGUUCCAUUUUCAGGGAAGUGACUGCAGCAGUCACAUGUGCUUGCUGGUUGUUAACCUUGUCUUCUUCCAGAUAUUUGAUAUGUAAUUGGAGGUCCCUAAGGAAUAGUAACGUGGACAGUGGACCCAGUGCUCAUGGGCGAAUUUCAGGAACUUGCUAGAGAAAGGCUGUUUGAGUAUAAUGUGGACACUUGUGUGGCACCGGGCAGUGUGCACAGCGUGGGCAUUCUAAAGCAGACCCUAAUUAAGAAAUGCUGUUAUGAAGUUAACCCAAAUGAUGGAACUGAGUGGGAGUCAAGGUCUUCUUAGAGUACCAUCUAUGACUUAUUAAAUACCAUGAAUUUUGAUGAUCAAAAACAAAUACAGGACCAGUUGACUACAUGCAGUUCCAGCAAUAGCAUCAGUUUUUCACCACUCAUAUCUAAGAUGUGUGAGGGCAAUAAUGUGUAGUCAAUUCCGUCAGUAUUAAUAUGCAUAGAAUCCACAUCCCUCUGGUUGAUUUGCUGAAUCGCAAAAUAUUUUUAUUGCUAUUUCUCUCUCUUCUUUGGAAUGACGAGGGACCAUGUGCAGUAAAUAUGUUGGAUUCCUUUAGAAAUGGCUUCGGCUUCUGUUGGAAGGUGGGAAAUACUUCUUUGUAAGGUACUUUUAUUGUUUGCCUUUCACUUUUUCUAUGGUGUGUAUUCACAAUACAGAAAUCAGCUGGAGAGGCAAUGCAAAGGAAUCAGGGUGAAGCACGUCUUCAGCACCGCGGAGAUGCAGCUAUCACGUACUGACCUUGUCUCUUGGGGGUGAAAUUCCAUCAAAACAUGAAAUUCUUCAUGUUCAACAACUGCAUGUGAUAAUAAGUAUAUUUUAUGUACCUUUAUAUCUUCCAGAUAGUAUCCUUUGAUGGAAAUGGACAGGGUUUGGGAUAGAUUAUUUUUCCCCACUGAAGUGUGCUGCUUACCCUUAGACGCUAUUUUUCAUAUUGAUAGGAGGACACAAAUGUCUCAGGGAAACUUUGCGAUAAAGAGGUUCUUAUGUGUGUCAUUGCAGUUAAAUUGCAUAUUGUAAAUAUGACUGUUAUGCUUGAUUACAUUCCUGCCGUGAUGUUGCUUUGAGAUCUGCAACAGGGACAGGAAGGAUUUUAUGAUUUUGACGGAGUGACUGAUGGAUAUUGCAAAUUUACAUGUCCUCUGGGUCCAUGGGCAACAGUUGUUUUCAAAAUGAAGAUCACACACCCUAGGAGUGUAACAGCAUUGUUGGGAUGUGAGCUAUGUUUGAUUUUUUUUUUUUUUUUACUACAUAUAUGUAGUAAUGAACCGAUUUUUAAAUUUAAAAAUUCAUUGAUUUUUAUCCUAAAAGUGAACUCUCUUCUCUAUUGAAGCUUGAAUAUUAUUCCUCAACCUGUAGCAAGUGGCCUCUUUUUCCCAUUUCAUACUAUAAAGCUCUGCUCUGUACCCAGGAAUUGUAUUUAGAGGUAGCAGAAGUGCAUUCAUUAUAGCUAAUAUGUGACUGUUUAAAGGCUGUCAUUUGGAGGUAGCUUCCCUUUGUUUCCUCUGAACAGAGAUAGAAGUUUUGUUGUUUAUAGAAAAUCAGGUAAUCAGCAAGUCUGGACAGAUGCUUGGAAUUGAUCUGGUGAGCUCACAAAUGAAAAAUGAGCUGACGUUUCUGCAAACAUGUCAUGAACUAGUCCCCAUAAAACAAGCGGAGAGAGGUUUGGACUAGAAUAACAAACCAAGAGGAACCAAAGCUUUAAGGCCUUAGCACCUGUAAGUCAGACUGCAGAGGUCACUUAGAAAAUAAUAUUCUUAAUCCGUGAUUCAGUUCUACGUUUCAAGCACCACUUGAGUCAGAAUUCUGGAAAGAAAUAGAAUGCUUACGAAUGGCUAUUAAAUUUUAGCUUUCCUUGCCCUUCAUACAAGUAUGUUUACCUCAUACUUCAGUAAAUUUGGAAGGUAAUGGAGCUGGUUUAAGGAUACCUUAUAUCAAGAAGGAAUGUGUGAAGUAUUUGUAUGAACCCCACAUAGCAUUGAGGGAGGCAUAUAAAUAGAAGUACUCAGAAGUGAAGUCCUAACUUGUUAAGGAUAAAAGAUGACUCUUUCAAAGAGGUAGGACAAUCUACAAAUAAAAACUGAGAAGUCACAGGGCAAGUGGAAGGCAAGGGGUGUCCCAGAGCCCGGCAUCUCCCAGCAGGCCAGUCACAGGAUGGUGGGCGGUUGGCAGGAGGCCAGGCAGUUCCCGUUGCUUCACUGAUUCCUGCUCUGAGUCUCCUGGAUCAGGGGUCUUCCCCCACAUGCAGUUACUGAUCGACUGAUCACUGUCACCUGUGAGCUGAAAACCCCAGCGAGUAGCAGAUGGGCCCCUAAGGCUCCCUAGUAACGUGUUGGUCCAGACCUUAGGACAGGGUCCCUGUGAAGCAUUCUGAAGAUAUUAGGCUCCUCAGGGACACAGUUCUGUCUUGUGGUUCUGCCCUCUGCCCCUGGUACCACGUUUGCUUCCAUCUUUCAUCCAUGGCCUUAGGCCUGUUUUGUUUGACAAAAUACAUUUUACCAGAAAUAUGUGUGGAUGUUCUAUAGAUAAAUGCAGGCAGAUUUGAAUACAUUUACACUUGGCUAGAUCAGAAAGAAGCAUUUCAAGGUAUUUCAGUUGUUUGCAAACAAACCAGUUGAUAAUCAGGCUACGGAAAGAUGCCAUCGUGUUGCUCUUCCAAAAUGGGAAACAAAAAUCACGCCAAAGGACCAUCUUUUAAGUGCAUCCUGUGUACUGACAUUUAGUGGAUCAAAACUGAGUUACGAUGCUUCCUGUAUUCUGUUGUUCCCAGUGGUGAGUCUGUGGCGAUCAAAAAGGACAGAGCUGUCUUCUGAGAAAAAGUACAGCCCCUGAUGUCAUGUUGCCCAGAGCUUCCGUGUUCUGGACCACCACAGGCCCUCAGUGCCCACAGAAUGGGAAAGUACCUUUCAUUUGCUUUUUCCCCCUUAGCUUCUAGGAGCAGGUCCUUUUCUGUUCCAGUCCCACCCACAGGUCUCUCUGCUGUCUGGCCCUACCUCCACUCCCAUUCCUACCGGAAGAGCAGGCUGUUAGAAGGUUACCUGCAGGGAGCCUGCGUUGUUAGAGGGAACGUUCGGAGUUCUGUGGUGGUACGUGGCAGGGAAGGCAGAAGGAUGAUGGACUUCUUUCUCUGCACAUGAUUCCGUCCUCCCCAAACUCCAACAAAACCUCUGGUGUGAGUGUACUGAGACUCUGAAGUAACGAAGUUGGGGGCCCUGGAAGAGAAGAGAAAUGCCAUGCCUCUAUGAAAGAUUUAUAUAAAAGAUACGAGUGGCCUUUAUUUUUGCUAUUGCUUAAAUAUGCUCUGUAAGAUGCUAAAGAAAAUUAAAAAUGAAUUUUCAAUCUUAUGGAAAAAGAA